GGUUAGUAAUGUCUGGCAACAUGGCGAACUUCACGGACGCGACAUCACUCCAGCAGUUUCAGGAAUUACUGAAAAAUAACAGCAAGUCCCUCACCAUUGUCCAUUUCCAUGCACCAUGGGCUCCGCAGUGCUCGCAGAUGAACGAUGUGAUGGCCGAGUUAGCCAAGGAGCACGAACACACCAUGUUUGUGAAACUGGAGGCAGAGGCAGUCCCUGAGGUUUCUGAGAAAUAUGAGAUCGCUUCAGUUCCCACCUUCCUCUUCUUCAAGGGCGGUGAGAAGAUUGACAGGUUGGAUGGUGCGCAUGCCCCUGAGCUGACCAAUAAGGUGCAACGGUUGGGGUCCGGUGGGGGCGGAGCUGCCAGGGUGGGGGACGUCCCAAAAGAGGAUCUUAAUGAGAGACUGAAAAGGCUGAUCAACGCCGCACCCUGCAUGCUCUUCAUGAAGGGGACGCCCCAGGAGCCUCGCUGCGGUUUUAGUCGUCAAAUUGUUCAGAUCUUGAAGGACCACAACAUUCAGUACAGCAGUUUUGACAUCCUCUCGGACGAAGAGGUCAGACAGGGACUCAAGACCUUCUCCAACUGGCCCACCUAUCCACAGGUCUAUGUCAGCGGAGAUCUCCUCGGGGGACUGGACAUUGUAAAGGAGCUGGUCGAGUCUGGUGAACUUGAGAAUACUUUCCCCAAAACUGUCUCGCUGGAACACAGGCUGAAAUCACUAAUCAAUAAAUCACCCAUCAUGCUCUUCAUGAAAGGCAAUAAAGAGACUGCAAAAUGUGGAUUCAGUCGUCAGAUACUUGAAAUAAUGAACAGCACAGGGGUUGAAUAUGACACAUUUGACGUACUGGAAAAUGAAGAGGUUAGACAAGGAUUAAAGACAUUCUCCAACUGGCCGACGUACCCGCAGCUGUAUGUCAAAGGAGAUCUAAUUGGAGGACUGGACAUUGUUAAGGAGCUGAAUGAGAAUGGUGAGCUGGUGUCGGUGUUGAAGGGGGAGAGCUAAACUGUUCCAGCACUGAAGAACACAAGGAUUACAUCAUUACCUGUAACCUGCACACAUUUAACCUCAGGAUCAGAGGACUUACACUAGUCCUAUUUCAUUCAAGUUAACCUUUUAUACGGAGACAAAUUGUCCAAAACCCAUCCAUGCAAUGUUGAAGAUGUAAUCCAAUAAAGCCAAGUGUGAUUCAGUCAGUUUUAUGUUGGGUUGACAUGUUUUAGGACCUGUUUAUGUCUUGUGUGAUUGAUCACAAGUGGUUAGCCUAGAAGGAUUGAAGUUUAUUUCUGGUAUCUCCUGUGCCCACUUGUGAUUAUGUCACUACAUUUGUAAUGUCUACAUCACUGUGUUACGGCAUGCUGAUAAAGUACAGAUAAAUUGGCACACUUUAUGCCAAAUAUAAAAAUUUUAUUCUCAAA
Messenger RNA from Myxocyprinus asiaticus (Chinese sucker), 1414 nucleotides. Its product is annotated as glutaredoxin 3. The transcript has 11 exons. The record is from RefSeq and is a predicted model, not a curated record. Bases 9 to 1001 code for a protein of 330 amino acids. NCBI's taxonomy places the organism in Eukaryota, Metazoa, Chordata, Actinopteri, Cypriniformes, Catostomidae.